This is a messenger RNA of Scheffersomyces stipitis CBS 6054, 2471 nucleotides long. It is a transcript of the gene GLN4, whose product is annotated as glutamine--tRNA ligase. The coding region runs from base 10 to 2409 and encodes 799 amino acids. The transcript has a single exon. The record is from RefSeq and is a predicted model, not a curated record. NCBI's taxonomy places the organism in Eukaryota, Fungi, Ascomycota, Pichiomycetes, Serinales, Debaryomycetaceae. Gene Ontology annotation, molecular function: ATP binding; glutamine-tRNA ligase activity. Gene Ontology annotation, cellular component: cytosol; cytoplasm. Gene Ontology annotation, biological process: glutaminyl-tRNA aminoacylation; translation.
AGCAAGACGAUGUCUAGUGACGAAGAAUUGGUUGCGCUUUUUGAGCGUGUCGGAUUGUCCGACAAAAAGUCCGUUGAAAUCAUCAAGAACAAAAAAGUGUCUGCAUCACUCUCUGCGAUUCUUGAUGAAGCGAAGAUAGAUUCCGCUGUGGAAGAGAAGAAGUUGUCACUUUUGCACCAAUUAGCUGUAGAAACGAGCAAGUCCACUAGCACCAACAACCGAGUUUUGGUUUCGGCAGCUAUUUUGGAUGGCAGGAUCAAGACGAACUUGCAAAUUUCAGAGGCUGUCAAGUUCAUCAGUGGUAAAGAAAAUGGUUCAGUUUCAGUAGACGAGUUGAACGACGCUGCUGGAGUUGGCCAAGAGCUCUCGGCCGAAGAUGUCAAGGCUGUUAUUGCUGACUGGAUGAAUUCUAAUAAGCAAGAAAUAGAGUCAAAGCGUUACUCGGUGCUUCCAAGAGUUUUGGGUGAAGUCAAAAAGUUACCUUCCUUGAAAUGGGCUGCUCCCAAUUUGUUCAAGCCGAUUAUUGACGAUUUGUUUUUGCAAUUCUGCGGUCCCAAGGAUGACAGAGACGUAGUAAAGAAAGAAAAAAAGAAGAAGGCACCUGCUGCUAGUGGUGAUGCCAAGAGUAAAACUGUUGAGCCAGAAAGAUCCAUGUUUUCGGAGGGUUUCUUGGGAGACUUGCAUAAACCUGGUGAUCAGCCUCAGAAGUAUCCUGAAUUGAUCAAGGAACAUUUGGCUUUCUCCAAGGGUAAAGUUUUGACUAGAUUCCCACCUGAACCCAACGGGUUCUUGCACAUUGGGCAUUCCAAGGCCAUCAUGGUGAAUUUCGGAUACGCAAAGUUCCAUGACGGAAAUUGUUAUUUGCGUUUCGACGAUACCAAUCCUGAAGCAGAGGAGGAAGUGUACUUCAACUCGAUCAAGGAUAUGGUCGAAUGGUUGGGAUUCGAGCCUUGGAAGAUUACCUACUCGUCUGACUACUUUGACCAGUUGUAUGAUUUGGCCGAGAAGUUGAUCAACUCUGGAUACGCCUACGUUUGCCAAUGUACCCCAGAAGAAGUCAAGGCUAAUCGUGGUAUGAAGCCAGAUGGAACUUUGGGUGGAGAAAGAAGUGCAUGUUCUCAUCGUAGCAAGUCUGUCGAGCAGAACUUGGAAGAGUUCCGCAAGAUGAAGAACGGAGGAUAUGCUGUAGGAGAAGCUACUCUCAGAAUGAAACAGGACUUAGAAUCGCCAUCGCCACAGAUGUGGGACUUGGUAGCCUACAGAGUCUUGAACACUCCUCAUCAUCGUACUGGCGAUAAGUGGAAGAUCUAUCCUACGUACGACUUCACACACUGUUUGGUGGAUUCCUUUGAAAACAUCAGUCACUCUUUGUGUACGACUGAGUUCAGACUUUCUCGUGAGUCUUACGAAUGGUUGUGUGAUGUAUUGCACGUCUACAGACCAGCCCAGAGAGAAUACGGCCGUUUGAACAUCACCGGUACCAUCAUGUCCAAGAGAAAGAUCGCCAAGUUGGUCAACGAGGGUUACGUCAGAGGUUGGGACGAUCCAAGAUUGUACACCUUGGAAGCCAUCAGACGUCGUGGUAUUCCUCCUGGUGCCAUCUUGUCUUUCAUCAACACUUUGGGUGUCACCACUUCCACCACCAACAUCCAGGCUGUCAGAUUCGAAAGUGCCGUGAGAGGUUUCUUGGACCAAACUACUCCUCGUUUAAUGAUGGUAUUGAACCCUAUAGAAGUAGUCGUAGACAAUGUUGACGAAGACUACGAAGAAACCAUUGAGAUUCCUUACAAGCCAGGUAAGGGCGGCGAAUCUUUUGGUUCCAGAACCAUCAAGUUCGGCAAGAGAGUCUACAUCGAUAGGGCCGACAUCCGUGAAGAGGAAGCCGACAAGGAUUACUUUAGAUUGGCACCUGGCCAGCCUGUUGGUUUGAUGAAGGUUCCUUUCAACAUUCUGUUUAAAUCUGUAGAGAAGGAUGCCGACGGAAAUAUCACCAAGGUGCAUGUCAACUACGACAACGACGGAGCCGUCAAGAAGCCCAAGACGUUCAUCCACUGGGUGCCUAAGAAGGACGCUAUUCCUGUGAAACAAGUGAGAAUCUACAACCAGUUGUUUCACAGCGAAAACCCUCUGGCCCAUCCAGAUGGCUACUUGGCAGAUAUCAACCCAGAUUCAGAAGAGGUUAUUGUUGGUGCUGUCGUAGAACCUUCGUUCAGAGACGUCGUCAAGAAGUCUCCAUUGAACGCUGAGGUCGCCGGCAGUCAGUUCAACAUCAAGGAGAAGAAGGGCAACAACACCGUCAGAUUCCAGGCUUUACGUGAAGGCUACUUCUGUGAAGACAAGGACUCUACAGCCGACGAGGUUGUGUUGAACAGAAUUGUGACCUUGAAGGAAGACUCUGCUAAGAACUGAUACGAUUCGCAGCCAUUGUACCUACAAUAGACAUAGUAAAUAUAAAUACAUAUUAAUAUCCA